Molecule: messenger RNA, 540 nt
Organism: Penaeus vannamei (Pacific white shrimp)
Lineage: Eukaryota; Metazoa; Arthropoda; Malacostraca; Decapoda; Penaeidae
Source: RefSeq, a predicted model, not a curated record
AUGAAUCCCACGGUUGAUACUUCAUUCUUCUUGCCGUGUUUGCGCGUGGCUGCUGCCGCCCCUCAGGGAUAUGAAGCCCCUGCACGUUCUCGCUCUGACUCCGACGAAGUGCCCAUCCUGAGGGACGACCGCGUGAUCGAUGACGACGGAAGGUACAACUUCGACGUGGAGACAGGAGACGGCAUCGUGGUGUCAGAGUCCGGUGGUCCCAGCGCCGAUGGAGGCAUCAACAGCGCCGGUUCUUACUCCUACACCGCUCCUGACGGCACUCCCGUGCACGUGGAGUUCGUGGCUGACGAGAACGGCUUCCAGCCCCAGUCCGACCUCCUGCCCGUGGCUCCCGAAUUCCCCCACCCGAUCCCCGACUUCGUCCUCGACCAGAUCGCCUUCGCCGCCGAGGAGGACGCCCGCAGGGCCAAGGAACCCUCCAACAGAUACGGCGCCCCUUAGUCAGAAUGUGUAGAUAGUACAAUGAUGUUCUGUUGUUGAUUUCCAUGCUUUUGCUAUUUAAUCAUAAAUAAAAUAAACUAUAUAAUGUUA